AUGGAUAAUUUCAACCAAGCGCUACGAAUUAAUUACUUGGAAGAACAAUUACUACGUUUCAAUCAAGGUCUUGGAUUUGGAAGUGAAGAUUUAGAGUCUGAAAUGAUUCAAUUACGAUUACUAUUAGAUGAACGAGAGCGUGAUUUACAACAACGUAAUUUUAGUAUGAUACGAGCAACGGAAGCGAUGGAUUUACUAUCAAAUCGACUACAAGAGGCGCAAGAUCAAGUGAAACACGCACAGGGUCAAGUGCAAGCUCAGCGACAACAAUUUCGUCACGAACAGCGUGAUUUGGAAGCGAAAUUGACGGAGAAAUGGCAAUCUCAAGUGGAAGAUGCACGCAAGAGAGAGGCAGAAAGUCAAGACACGAUGCAGAUGCUACAGGAACAAUUGGAACGACAGGAGCAAGUUGUACAGACUUUCAUGACGCAGUUAGAAGAGAUGAAGGAUGCAAAACGACGACAAGAGAGCGAGAUGACACAAUGUCAGCGUCAGAGAGAACAGGAGGCUCAAGAAAAGAUGGAAAUGAUUCGGACCGAACUUGAAGCAGAGAUAAAGCAUUGGAAAGCUAUGGAACUUGAGGCCAUGGAGCAUAAGCUUCAGGCUAGCGAGAAGAGGUUUUCAAGUGAGGCUGCGAACGCACAGGAACAGUGCCAUCGUCUUUCUGUGUGUCAAGUAGACCUGGAAAGGCAAUCUGCUCAAUUGCAAGAAUAUCAGAAACAGCUUGCCGGUUGUGAAACUGAAUUGGCUCGACGAGCAAGGCGUAUGCAAGAUCUUGAGCGUCAGCUGGCAGAAGCAGAAGGAGUAGCACGAGAGCAGCUGAGAGAAUGGCAAGAUCAGUUUGUUGCGGAGAAGAGUAAACUAUUACGACAACUGAGCGAUGAACGCCGACGGGCAAAUGAGGUGGAGCGAGCGGCAACUACGUUGAAGAAUGAGAACACAUCAGCACAGCAAGAGCUUAAGACAGUGGAGAUGGAGCUUCGCUCGCUCUUGUCGGGUUGCACUCCUGUCUAUAGCGAUCGCCGGCAUCAAACAUUGUCAAAGCAAGCUGGACGCCUUGCAAUGUCACGAGAAGGAUGCGAAGCAGUCUGCUGA
Messenger RNA from Peronospora belbahrii, 1095 nucleotides. The record is from the annotation of a GenBank genome assembly. NCBI's taxonomy places the organism in Eukaryota, Oomycota, Peronosporomycetes, Peronosporales, Peronosporaceae.